AUGCAUGGGGAGUGCUCUGACAACUCCUGUGCGACCAGUCAAAACGCUAACAUCACCUCUCUGCUGGGAAGGAUAUCAGCCGACGACCUCUUUGUGCUCGCCCGCGGACAGGAGGAGGAGGAGCUUGCCCCAGUCUCCUUGCGGGAGUACUUGAAGAAGAUGGGCAAGUACGGCGGAUACGCAGGCCUCGCCCCCGACGCGGACUUGGCAGACGCAGCUGCCGACAAUGAGGUGAGCAUCAGGUUUCAGACAACCUUCCUGCCUGUCCUUGAGGACGCCGGCCGGGAAAGAGGGUAA
Symbiodinium natans is the source of this 297-nucleotide messenger RNA. NCBI's taxonomy places the organism in Eukaryota, Dinophyceae, Suessiales, Symbiodiniaceae. The record is from the annotation of a GenBank genome assembly.